AUGUACUCAUUAAAAUGCACACCAAAUACGCAUUUAUUGUUGGUUCUUUUGUUCUUGGAGCCUUCACCCUGCCAAUCGCUAUUGUCGGGCGACAACGCGGCAAAAGUCUCACAUAACGAGCCUGCCAAGAUUUCACAUGACGGAGCCUUCAAAGUUGCGCACGAUGAAGCCGCUAAAGUCUCAUAUGACGAGCCUGGCAAACAUUCCGAGAAUGAGACAGAAAACGUCGCCUAUGACGAAGCGGUGACUUUGGUCUACGAUGAGCCUGCCAAAAGAUAUUCAAGACCUGAUGAUCUGAUUUGGUGGGUUACAGAGACCGUGAUGAGCGACCCAGUUGCUGAAAUGAAUAAGGAUCUAUCAAGGGAAAAGAAAGUAUAA
Messenger RNA from Botrytis fragariae, 378 nucleotides. RefSeq lists its product as uncharacterized. The record is from RefSeq and is a predicted model, not a curated record. Bases 1 to 378 code for a protein of 125 amino acids. The transcript has 3 exons. Lineage: Eukaryota; Fungi; Ascomycota; Leotiomycetes; Helotiales; Sclerotiniaceae.